Messenger RNA from Alternaria infectoria, 795 nucleotides. RefSeq lists its product as uncharacterized. NCBI's taxonomy places the organism in Eukaryota, Fungi, Ascomycota, Dothideomycetes, Pleosporales, Pleosporaceae. The transcript is spliced from 2 exons. The coding region runs from base 1 to 795 and encodes 264 amino acids. The record is from RefSeq and is a predicted model, not a curated record.
AUGGAUCUUGCACGUUAUUUCAGUUUACGACGGAAGACUACCGGCAGUCACAACAGUACUCACGCAGCGCAUGGGAAAGACAGGACUUAUCUGCCCCUACUUGCAAGUCCGAUCAACGAAGAUGUCCUCGAAGUAGUGUCGGGUAACUCUUCAGAUUUGGAGAAGGUCAACACCCACACAAGCACGCUCGACAGUUCGAACGACACGGCUACAUUUGCUGGGAAUGGCAGGACAAGUCGCGGAAAUAUCAUCGUUUACAAACAACACACCGAAGCCAGUACGAUCGAGCUCUUCUACGAUCUCUUCUUUGUUGCCAAUCUUGCGUACUUUACAGCUAUGCAUCAGCAUACCGAUGCAGAAUCACUCAUCAACUACAUCAAGCUGUUCACGCUUAUGUGGUUUACGUGGCUGAGCGUCACACUUUUCGACGUGCGCUUCAGCAUCGACUGCGUCUGGAACCGUUUUCACAAAGCCAUACAGUUCGGCAUCUUCACAGGCUUUGUGUAUGCCGGCCCCGUUUUCGACAAGUACAGCACCAGCGGUGUCGAGAAAUCCUACCGGAAUUUUGCUAUCGUGCUCGUCAUCGGCAGAAUCGCAAUCGCUGUUCAAUACGCCGUAGUUAUGUGGCAAGGUCGCAUGUUCCGCCAGACAUUGAUUCCGUUAGGGCUCAGUGCAGGUGUACAUGCUGCUGCAGCGAUAUGCUAUGCCGUUACCAUGGUUGUAUUUCCCAAGGGCCGUGUUGGUCUUGAGGAACAACUCGCAUGGUAUGUAGUGUACUCCGCGUUCGGUUUCUAG